Messenger RNA from Leptinotarsa decemlineata (Colorado potato beetle), 904 nucleotides. RefSeq names its product ubiquitin-like modifier-activating enzyme 5. The record is from RefSeq and is a predicted model, not a curated record. Lineage: Eukaryota; Metazoa; Arthropoda; Insecta; Coleoptera; Chrysomelidae.
AUGAGCAAUAUUUUCAGGACCAGUAGUUUGAAUGAUGGGCCAGUCGAUUUGGUUUUAAGUUGUGUAGACAAUUUUGAAGCAAGAUUUACUAUUAAUGCAGCAUGCAAUGAAAGGAAUUUGACGUGGUUUGAAUCGGGAGUGUCUGAAAAUGCGGUUUCAGGUCAUAUUCAGUUUAUGCUUCCCGGGGAAUCUGCGUGCUUUGCAUGUGCACCCCCUCUGAUUGUUGCUUCCAACAUUGAUGAAAAAUCGCUUAAAAGAGAUGGAGUGUGCGCAGCAAGUCUUCCAACAACCAUGGGCAUAGUGGCAGGUUUCCUAGUUCAAAAUAGCUUGAAAUAUUUGCUGAACUUUGGUCGAGUUACAAACUAUUUAGGUUAUAAUGCUCUAACUGACUUUUUUCCAACCAUGACCCUAAAACCAAACCCCAACUGUGAGGAUUCCAAUUGCAGAUUGAGACAACAGGAGCAUGCCUUGAAACCAAAACCAGAGGUUGCUGUUGAGGCUAAAGAAGAUGAAAAGCCACUUCAUGAAGAUAAUGCAUGGGGUAUAAGCCUUGUUGAUGAGAGUGUAGAGGAUAAGGAAGAAGUUGAUAUUUCUGAGGGUGUUAAAUUGGCAUACACAAUUCCUACCCAAUGCAUAGAAGAAUGUGAAGAAGCCACUCCUUCAAACGAAAGUUUAGAAGAACUUAUGGACCGAAUGAAAUCCAUUUGAAUGAGUAUAUCAAAUUUUUGAUACUAAUAAUAUUUAAGAUUAUAAUUUUUCAUACAUUUAUUUUUUCAAAACUGAACAUAGUAGUAAUCUUGUUCUUCAAAAUACAGUCUGUAUUUUUUUUAACAUAGAAGGGUGGUAUGGUAUUUUUUUUAACCUUAAGACAAUUUGUAAUUAUAUUUCUCUCAGCUCCAAUAAU